Messenger RNA from Candidula unifasciata, 1335 nucleotides. The record is from the annotation of a GenBank genome assembly. Lineage: Eukaryota; Metazoa; Mollusca; Gastropoda; Stylommatophora; Geomitridae.
AUGUUGUUCGUUGAGAGCCGAUUAUCGCCUUUGUCUCCGAGUUAUGGACACAAGUUUGAGAGCAUGGAAGAUAGAGACACCACAGUACUGUCACAGGAGACUGGCCUGACUUGCUACAAUAUUCGAGUUCUCAGAGAUGAGCUGAACUUCAUACAGAAUGUUGGCCAGUUCUAUAACCAGCAGGACAUCAGUGAUGUCAUUCUCAAGAUUGGAAAAGAAAAAUACUAUGGCCACAAAUUUGUUUUGGCCAAGUCCAGUGAAGUGUUUCGAACAAUGCUGUACAACAAGAACUGGACCCAGGCAGGGCUUCCAGAGAUUGAGCUGGAGGAGACAGACGAGUGCCAGGCAUACUUUGACACUUUCCUGAGGUUUCUGUACACGGCCGAGGUCAACAUCAGUGUGGAGUCGGCAGUGGGCAUCUUGUGUCUGGCAGACAAGUACAGCGUCACCUCUCUGAAGAACUUGUGUACUCAGUACAUGGUGGAGCACACACGGUCACCGCUAGUCAAAAAUGCUUUGAGCUGGUACUCCUGGUCCAAAGCUCUUCACAUGGAAGAGCUGAUCACCCAGUGCUCUAAAACCAUUGCCUGGAAUGCCGAGUACAUCUUGGCCUCCCACGAAUGGGAGCACAUGGACAUUGACUUUGUCACUGACAUGCUGAAAAACAAGGACCUUGUCAUCCAGAGGGAGUACAUGCUGUUCAAAGCCUUGAUCCAGUGGUUGGACUGCGAGGAACAUAUUGAGAACUAUCUGGAGAAUGCCAAGAAGUUGCUGCCCUUAAUCAGGUUUCCCCAGAUGCAGGUACACGAACUGUUUGCAGUAGAGCAGUGUGACCUGUACAGAAACGAAGAGCUGGGAGUCAUACUUGAUCAGCUCAUCAAUAAGGCAUACAGAUUUCGUUCACUCUGCCCUCAGCAGUCAGAGAUUGGCAUCUCAUUCGCAGACAGCUUUUACUUGCCAAGAAAUUACAUUGAUCUGUCGGUGGAUACGGUACGCAUGCAGAACACUCUCAGAUAUGGCAUUCAGGUGGAUGUCCGAACAUAUGUUGGUCCUGUCCCGUCUUCAGCCAGAGAUGGGGAGUGGAAAAUUGCUUACAGAAAGUCCAACGACACCUGGACUUUACAGGUCUACUGUCAUGAAUCAGCCCUGGUGGGAGGUGAGGCUAGAGUCCAAGCUGCCCUGAUCAUCACCAACCAGGAUGACCAGGUGGUCCAGGUGGAGGAGUCUGAGAUCACCAUCUGCAGCCGAGGCAACCACUUGACCAUGAGCAUAGCAGUACCCAACCAGGACCAGUGCAAGAACAUGGCCGUGCUGAUAAAACCUCUGCCCAAGUAG